Molecule: messenger RNA, 1681 nt
Organism: Protopterus annectens (West African lungfish)
Lineage: Eukaryota; Metazoa; Chordata; Ceratodontiformes; Protopteridae
Product: zinc-binding protein A33-like
Exons: 6
Coding region: 112-1533 (473 amino acids)
Molecular function (GO): zinc ion binding; protein binding
Source: RefSeq, a predicted model, not a curated record
CAAGCAAAGCAAGUGACAGGUAUCUUAGUUGCCUCGCUGCUUUUUGUAGUUAAAACAGCAGCUAGUAUAAUCAGUGCUGAUUUUUGAAGGACACUGAAGAAACUGUCAGAAAUGUCUGGAUUUGGGUCGACAGAAGAGCUCGUUUGCUCCAUUUGUCGAAUGAUUUUUAGGGAUCCUGUAACACUCCAUUGUGGUCACAAUUUCUGUCGACUGUGUGUGACAAUGUCCUGGUCAUCAGGGCGUCCUAGAACUUGCCCAAUUUGUAGAAGCGUCAGUAGAGUGCAAGACCUCAACACCAACCACACGCUGCGAAAUAUCGCAGAAGCAUUUAAGGAUGAGGAAGAGCAGCGACUUCGCCGAGGUGAGCUUUACUGCAGAGAGCACCAGGAGAGACUACAGAUGUUCUGUUCAGCUGAUGAAGAGGCCAUCUGCGUGGUCUGCCACACUUCCAAACAGCAUGCUGGGCACGCCUGCCACCCCAUCAAUGAAGUUGCUGGCAAAUAUCAGGAAGAAAUGCAGAAGCUCCUAAAGCCUUUACAGUGCCUCCUAGCCAAAUUAAGGGAAAGCCUUGCAGAAAAUCAUCUCACAAUACAACAUCUUAAAAAUCAAACAUCUGGCACAGAAAAACAGAUGAAAGAUGAGUUUCACAAGCUCUACCAGUUUCUUCGUUCUGAAGAGAAAAAGUUGCUGGAUCAACUCAGAGCAGAGGCAGAUGAGAAGAACAGAGUUAUAGAAGCUGAAGUACAAAGGCUGUCGCAUGAAAUUGAAGCACUGUCUAAAACAAUUGCCAGUACUCAGGAAGCAGUAAAUGGUAAUACCACUUUGUUUCUGAAGAAUUUGAAGGACACAAGGAACAGAACUGUGUGCACUUUUAAAGAACCAGAAAAACUUUCAGAAACACUAAUUGAUGUAACCAAGUAUCUGAGUAACCUGCAGUUCACUGUAUGGGAGAAGAUGAGGACUAUGGUCACAACAGUUCCAAUUACCUUGGAUCCCAACACAGCACAUGCUCGGCUUUCAGUCUCUAAGGAUUUCAGCAGUGUCAGGCUUGACACAAGAAUACAACAGCUGCCUGACAACAAGGAGAGAUUUGACACCUGCUUAAGUGUCAUGGGCUCUGAAGGGUUCCUUUCUGGAAAACACAGCUGGAAUAUUGAUGUCGGAGAGAAGAGAGAAUGGGCUAUAGGUGUGGCCUCUGCAUCAGUCAACAGGAAGAGGUGUAUAUAUCUGAAUCCAAAGUAUGGAUAUUGGGUGAUAGCACUGAAAGGGGAACAAGGGUACUGGGCCUGUACAUCAAGAUGGACUUCACUAAAUAUACAGAAAGUACCUCAAGUAAUUACAGUCUCAGUGGACUAUGAAAAAGGAACAGUGUCAUUUUAUAAUGCAAUAGACAAGAGUUGUAUUUACAUAUUUAAAAAAGAAAUAUUUACUGAACAGAUAUAUCCGUACGUAGGCCUUUAUUUAAAUAGAGGGUUACAAAAUUCUAUCCCACUUAAAGUCUGUCCAUUUAAGGUAACUGUAUUAAAAGUUUAAGUUAUGUUGUUCAGCCUGGUGGCGUGUACUGAAGCCCGUGUUUCAGAUGUCACUUAUCAGUACCAGGGUAGGCAUGGAAGGGGGCAGGGGGUGAUGUCUGCCAAAUGGUAUGCUUCUUUGUUAAGUACAAUAAAUACACUGUGCUCUA